GCGUAUUUAUAAACAGGAUUGAGAUCUGUUUAUGUGUAUCGAUAACGAGAAGAGUUUACAGAAAGAGCUUUAUUCAAUUCCGUGGCUGCUCGACACCGGACUGGAUUGCUUCAGCGUGAUUUUUCUUCGACGUCGUCUAAGAUGAGGCGAUGGCCUUGCAUCAUUUUCAUUUGCACGGGACUGAUGAUCGUGGGCAGGGUAUCAUCGUACGGUGAAGAAGAAGAAAAAGAUUGUGUCAAGCCCGACUGGUUUCGGUGCGCUAAUGGACGGUGUUUGAGUCACUGGUUCCUGUGUAAUGGCGACGAUGAUUGCGACGAUGCCACCGACGAGGAAAAUUGUCCCGAUAAGCCGAAUGAAAUAAAAAAUGUAACCUGCUCCACGGACCAAUAUCAAUGUGCGGACAAUUAUUGCAUUUGGCUGGAGGAUUUUUGUGACAAUAAAUUCGAUUGUCCGGAUGAGAGCGACGAGUACGCCGGCUGUGGAGACCAGAAAAAUUGCUCAGAAUUCCGAUGUAAAAAUGGGUACUGCAUGAGGCAGCAGUGGGUUUGCGACGGGUUCAAUGAUUGUGGAGACUUCAGCGAUGAAAGCGAUUGCGGCGAUCGUGCAAUACCGCCAGAAAAAUGUGACAACCAGAUAAACCGAUACCUCUGCGACCACGGUAGGUGCAUUUCCCUGAACAGCACGUGCAACGGGUACGACGACUGCGGCGAUGACUCGGACGAGAACGAGGAUUCCUGCAGAAAUGCCGAGAAAUCAUGUUCCGAGGGCAUCGGCUGCAGUCACUAUUGCAAAAAAACCCCGAAAGGAGCGGCGUGCUCUUGUCCAUCUGGUUACGAAUUGGUGAACAACCAAACCUGCGCAGACAUUGACGAGUGUUCGGAAAACGUCGAAUUGUGCGAUCAACGCUGCAUCAAUAACGCUGGCUCGUACUCUUGCAUCUGCGAGGUUGGUUAUGAGCUGCAAGAGGACAAGAAGACUUGCAAGGUCAGAGAUGGAGCUGAAGCGUUGUUGGUAUUCACCACGAAAAGGGAAAUUCGAGGGCUUUAUAUAGAGAGCGAAGUGUACUUUCCGAUAGUCCAGAACUUGCAGCAUGCCUUGGGAGUAUCGGUGGACGCCGAUCACGUUUACUGGUCUGACAUAAAAAGUGGUGACGAGGCAAUAAUGAGGAGCCGCUAUGACGGCAUGACACCGGAAGUCAUAGUCACGGCAGGUUUGGGAUUGCCGGAAGACAUAGCGGUCGAUUGGGUAACCGGAAACGUCUACUUUACCGACAGCCUUUGGAAGCGCAUAGGAGUGUGCAAAAGUGAGGGCGAGUAUUGUGCCGUAAUAGUGAGCGAGUCUCUGGACAUGCCGCGUGGUCUGGCCCUGUACCCGCUGAACGGCGAGAUGUAUUGGAGCGACUUUGGCGAAAAGCCGCACAUAUCCCGGGCCGGAAUGGAUGGGAAAGGCGGAGAGCGACUUGUGUCGGAAGAUUUGGAGUGGCCGAACGGUCUGGCGAUCGAUUAUCCGAGCAGACGUUUGUACUGGGUCGACGCGAAGCGCCAAACCGUCGAGUCGAUCAGACUCGACGGCGGAGAUCGUCGUCAAGUUUUUAAGACGUUCGCCUCCCAUCCUUACGCCAUUGCCGUCUACGAGGACAAAUUGUACUGGAGCGAUUGGCGCACGAAGACGAUUCAAUCGGCGCACAAAUACAGCGGUAAAAAUCGGUCGACUCUCGUUCGAGAGGUCGACCUGAUAUACGGCGUUGACAUUUAUCACUCGGCGUUGAAGCCGCGCGUUCCAAAUCCCUGCGAUACUCAGCCGUGCUCUCAGCUUUGUCUCCUCGGCCUUAAUCGAACGCACUCUUGUGCCUGCACCCUCGACACGGUACUGAGCGACGACGAACGCACCUGCAUAUCGGUGAAGAAACGGCAGCAUCUCGUGAUCGCAUUCGAGGACACGUUCCUCACGUACUAUCAUGAGAUUCUUGGCAAUCCUCGAGUGACUGGAAGCACGACGUUGAAACGAAUAUCGCAGGUUGCUUACGACUCUACUACGAAAAGCAUCAUCGCGAAUGAUCGAACGAGCAAUUCUCUGUUCCGUUUCGACCUCGAAACCGAAGAGGUUCGACGGAUCGUUGACACGGGCAGUCGGUUCGUCGGUGGCAUGGAUUUUGACGAGUACGCAAAGAACAUUUACUGGUCGGAUUCUCGACGGAGCAGCAUCCAAGUUUACAGCCUCCAGACCGGGGAAAAAACCGUUCUCCACUUCGCGGAAGAACCCCUCGACAUUUUGGCCGUCCCGGAGCACGCCGUCUUGUACGUAGUCUUCAAAUCCGCGGGCAAAUACCACAUCGAAAAAAUCGAAACGAGCGGAGCCGGCGACCGGGAGCGCGUCGUCCAAGAUCUGCGAGGCCCCAAAAUCUCUCUCGCUUACGACCCCGAAUUCGAUCGGAUCUUCUGGUCCGACGAGGGCUCCGGGAGGAUCGAAAUACUCCCCGUUCGGAGCAACGAUCGAUCGCGCUUUCGAACCGGCCUCCGGAGACCCGUCAGCCUCGCUGUUGUCGAUCAGCAAGUCUUCUGGACCCUCCGCGACUCGAAACACUUGCAGUGGGCCGACAAGGGGAAUCGCCUUCCUGGCGUCAAGGGCGUAACGCUCCGAGUCAAGGGCCAAGCUCAAGUGCUGCUUCUCGCUGGUACCGCUCGCCUUUACGCCGAAGAGAGGCCCCACGUGUGCCGCCUCAACAACGGCGGGUGUUCGCACGUUUGCCUCGCUGCUCUUUCCGACCUGCGCGCCUGCGCUUGUCCACCCGCAAUGAACCUCAGCCCUGACAACCGCACUUGCGACCUUCAAAUUCCAUGCGCAUCAGGCCAGAUACGGUGCUCCGACGCGAGCGAGUGCAUCGAUGAGACGCGAAGAUGCAAUGGCGUACCGGAUUGUCCGAACGGCGAAGACGAGUACGAAUGUGCCCGCGUAAACAGUUGUGGGGCUGGUGAAUUCAUGUGUCGAAAUGGCCAGUGCAUCGGUUCGACAAAUCGCUGCAAUUCGAUACCCGACUGCCAUGAUCGAUCGGACGAAGUGAAUUGCGACGAGGAGGACUGCAAAGAGGACGAAUUCCAAUGUCUGGAUGGCCGCUGCAUAAAAAAAUUUUACGUUUGCGAUGGGCACAACGAUUGCAACGAUUUUUCUGACGAGACCGAGUGCCGGAGACACGUCUGCGAGGCUGAGAGUUUCCGCUGCACCUCGGGCGCUUGCAUACCAAAAAGUUGGGAAUGCGACGGCGAAAAUGAUUGUCAGGAUGGCUCCGAUGAGGCCGGUGCAAAUUGCCACGCCGCCAAAUGCCCGGGGGACAUGUUCCGGUGUGAAAAUAAACGCUGCUUGGAUCUCACUCUUGUGUGCAACAGUCUCGAUGAUUGUGGCGACAAUAGCGACGAAGUUAGGUGCAGCAAGGAAAUGGCAGGUGUGGGUGGUCAGUGCACGGAAAACGAGUACAAAUGCCGUGGAACGGAAGAAUGCAUACCCACUAAAUUAAGAUGUGACGGGAAGCAAGAUUGCCCAAAGAAUGACGACGAGCAUCGCUGCGCUCAGUGCGAGCCGAACGAGUUUGCAUGCGAUAACGAAAAGUGCAUUGAUCGUUCUUGGGUAUGCGAUCGCGUCAACGAUUGUGGCGACGAAUCGGACGAAGUCCACUGCGAUGAAAUCGUUCGUACGUCAAACGAUAAUGUUACCGUUGCCGAAUCGGUAGAUUGCGAUGAAUUUACAUGCAGAAUUGGCGGUUGUUUAACCUUCGAAAAAGUUUGUGACGGCACACAGGAUUGUUUCGAUGGCAGCGACGAGGAUGGCGAAUGCUCAACUGCCUGCAAAGACGCGGAUGUGUGCAAGCAACUUUGCCAAAAAACUCCGACCGGAGCUCUGUGCCUGUGUCAAAAGGGUUACACGUUGGACAGUGACGAACGUUCCUGCGUCGAUGUUGACGAGUGCAAGUUGCAAGUUUGCCCACAAAUCUGCCACAAUCAACCCGGUUCUUUCACUUGCUCGUGCUUCGAAGGUUUCCUUUUACGAGGCAACAGAGUAUCGUGCAAAGUUAUUGGAGAACCAAUGGAAAUAAUAACCGCUACGAAGACGGACAUUCGAAGAGUGUCACUGAGUCUUAACUCGAUCGCAGUUUUGCAUCGUCAGCCAAACGUCCAAAUCACCGGGCUCGAUGUCAACAUGAGAAAAAAAACGAUUUAUUGGAGCAAUGAACUACUCGGUACUGUUAAUCAAUUGAACACUGAAACGAGCGAAUUCAAAUUGGUCAGCGGUCUUGGAAGACCUGGAGCCCUCGCGCUUAAUUGGGCAACGGACAAUGUUUAUUUCCACGAUGGUGAAAAAAUAUCAGCAAUCAAAGUCUGUAAUCUCGAGGCACAAAAAUGUGCUCAAAUUAUACCGAUCGAGGGCUCGGCUAAGCCCAUGGCAAUAGCUGUCGAUCCGUUGAAUGGAUUUCUAUUCUGGGGUCAAACAACAUUCGAAAUUUUCGAGCAGCCCGAGGGCGAAAUUUAUCGUACGGACCUCAGUGGCGCUGAUCUGAGGUGCAUUGCUCACGAAAGGAUCGGAGUUGUAAGUGGAAUUACGGUUGAUCACAGAAGAUUGCAUCUCUAUUGGGCGGAUGCGAAUCUCCAAGUGAUCGAACGAUCGGAUCUUGAUGGAAAUAAUCGAGAGAUUUUCCUCAAGCAACACGUCGAUCAACCAUUGAGCAUUAAUAUCUACGACGAUUCCGUUUAUUGGCUGGUGGGGACCUCCGGGGUGCUCAAAAAGUGUUCACUUUUCGGGAACAAUCUUUGCGAAUUGAUUAAUCUCAAGUCAUCGAACGUCAAUCAAUUUUUUGUCAUUUCACAAAUAUCGCGACAGCCGAACGUGGAAAACACUUGUCGAAAUCAUGAAUGUGAGUACAUGUGCGUGAUGAAGAAGCACAAAAGUACAUGCAUUUGUCCGAACGGAGUUCUCGUAAAUUCGAAUAGUACGUGUGACAGCGAUGCCAUCGCCUCCGACGCCGUCCAAUUUCCAACCACCAUGCUCGGCAUGGGACGCACAAACGUUCGCAUCGAUGGCGGAUUAUUCACUGGGAUAUUUAUAACAGUUGCUGUGGGAAUUGUCGCGGGAGCAAUCUACCGUUUUUACAAGAAGAAAAAAUCGAGUUCCCCGAACACGCGUAAUGUGAGUGUUUCUUUCCAAAAUCCAUCGUUCGGAAGAAGUUCUGCAACAGUUGUUACGAACGAUUUUAUACUUCCAAUUGUGUCGCCCGGUGAACAUGAGUACACCAAUCCAAUGACCGAAGCUCAACAAACUGAGGUUGAGACGAUAACAAUUGCAGACGUAAAAGCCUGCGAGGUGAGCUCCGAGGAUUUGAACGAUGAGCUCGAGAAAGGUCCAUGCAGUCACUCGUCACUCAUCUCGUGAAGUAGAAUCUUGCUGAAGAAGAAGAGUACGAAGAAAAUCUCACAGGGAGGCCUCUGGACUACCCUUUUACUUGUUAUAAUCGUUUAAUUGUAAAUAUUUAUGAAAAUAUUUUUAUUACGCAAGUGUGAUAAUUGAGGGAGCGUAAUUUGUAUUAUUAUUUAUUACAACUCGAAAUCUCGGCGUCAUGGCAAUAUGUAUGUACUCUGUAUUUAUGUAUUUUUAAUUAAUCGUCUUAAGUUAUCAAGAUCAUUUAAAGAUCAGGAGGAUUUUUUCUUCGAUGUCGAUGCAUAUUUUGUUUUGUGACCCAGGAAAAUGAGGUGGCCCAGAACAACGAAUGAUGUUGGAAACAUUUAUUUUUUGUUGUAUAAAGUUGUUUGGAUUCGAGAAAGUUUUACUUUCGCAUGUGUUCUGCUGGUCAUAUUUAAUAAUUUUUGAAAGUCAAAAAUCAAAUUUGUAUUUACUGUCCGCUGUUGCCGGAUUCUCGUCCUCUAGAAAAAUUUCCUGAGUCUGUGUAAAUCAUAAUUUUACGCUUACUUAAUAAUGAAUAGAAUGUAAGAAGCAAAAUAUGUGCGUAGUCACCUUCAGCGUGAAACCAUGAUUGAAAAUAAAUGUUUGUUAUAUAUUCGUGUAAGUGAAAAUACAACAGGAACCAUGUCUACAAA
Molecule: messenger RNA, 6080 nt
Organism: Venturia canescens
Lineage: Eukaryota; Metazoa; Arthropoda; Insecta; Hymenoptera; Ichneumonidae
Gene: yl
Product: vitellogenin receptor-like
Exons: 21
Coding region: 142-5418 (1758 amino acids)
Biological process (GO): receptor-mediated endocytosis
Cellular component (GO): signaling receptor complex; apical plasma membrane; plasma membrane
Molecular function (GO): hormone binding; calcium ion binding; protein binding
Source: RefSeq, a predicted model, not a curated record